Molecule: messenger RNA, 1863 nt
Organism: Manis pentadactyla (Chinese pangolin)
Lineage: Eukaryota; Metazoa; Chordata; Mammalia; Pholidota; Manidae
Product: rab GDP dissociation inhibitor beta-like
Exons: 1
Biological process (GO): small GTPase-mediated signal transduction; vesicle-mediated transport; protein transport
Cellular component (GO): cytoplasm
Molecular function (GO): Rab GDP-dissociation inhibitor activity
Source: RefSeq, a predicted model, not a curated record
CCCUGCUUUUCCCUUCCUGUCUGAGGUGGCGGACCUCCCUUUCUCCAGCUCUGUGUCCCUUUCCUGGCUUCCCUCUCUCCUCAGCACCGAGACCAGCCUGAGCGCUCCCCUGCCUUCUCAGGGUGGCUGUACAACCCCUGCCUCUAGAAUCUCUGCCUCUCUUCUUUCACUGGGCUACAGUCCAUGCCUGGCCCCACCAUGAAUGAGGAGUACGACGUGAUCGUCCUGGGCACCGGCCUGACGGAAUGUAUCCUGUCAGGUAUAAUGUCAGUGAAUGGAAAGAAAGUUCUUCACAUGGAUAGAAACCCAUAUUAUGGAGGAGAGAGAGCAUCUAUAACACCUCUGGAAGAUUUAUACAAAAGAUUUAAAAUACCAGGAGCACCACCAGCAUCAAUGGGGAGAGGAAGAGACUGGAAUGUUGACUUAAUUCCCAAGUUCCUCAUGGCUAAUGGUCAGCUGGUUAAGAUGUUGCUUUAUACAGAGGUCACUCGCUAUAUGGAUUUCAAAGUGACUGAAGGGAGCUUUGUCUAUAAGGGAGGAAAAAUCUACAAGGUUCCUUCCACUGAAGCAGAAGCCCUGGCAUCUAGCUUAAUGGGGCUUUUUGAAAAACGUCGCUUCAGAAAAUUCCUAGUAUAUGUUGCCAAUUUCGAUUAAAAAGAUGGUAGAACAUUUGAAGGCAUUGAUCCUCAGAAGACCACGAUGUGAGAGGUGUACAAGAAGUUUGACUUGGGACAGGAUGUCAUAGAUUUUACCGGGCAUGCCCUGGCACUUUACAGAACUGACGACUAUUUAGAUCAGUCAUGUUGUGAAACCAUUAAUAGGAUUAAACUUUACAGUGAGUCUUUGGCAAGAUACGGCAAAAGCCCAUACCUUUAUCCACUCUAUGGCCUUGGAGAACUGCCACAAGGAUUUGCAAGGCUAAGUGCUAUUUAUGGAGGUACCUACAUGCUCAAUAAACCAAUUGAAGAAAUCAUUAUGGAAAAUGGAAAAGUGAUUGGUGUGAAAUCUGAAGGAGAGAUUGCUCGUUGUAAGCAGCUCAUCUGUGAUCCCAGCUAUGUAAAAGAUCAGGUAGCAAAAGUGAGCCAGGUGAUCAGGGUCAUCUGCAUCCUCAGCCACCCUAUCAAAAACACCAAUGAUGCCAACUCCUGCCAGAUCAUUAUUCCACAGAACCAAGUCAAUCGCAAGUCAGAUAUCUAUGUCUGCAUGAUUUCCUCUGCGCACAAUGUGGCAGCACAAGGGAAGUACAUUGCCAUAGUUAGUACUACUGUGGAGACCAAGGAACCCAAGAAAGAAAUCAGACCAGCUUUGGAACUCUUGGAACCAGCUGAACAGAAAUUUGUUAGCAUCAGUGACCUCCUUGUACCAAAAGAUUUGGGAACAGAAAGCCAGAUCUUUUCUUCUUACACAUAUGAUGCCACAACUCACUUUGAGACAACCUGUGAUGACAUUAAGGACAUCUAUAAGAGGAUGACAGGAUCAGAGUUUGACUUUGAGGAAAUGAAGUGCAAGAAAAAUGACAUCUAUGGGGAAGACUAACAGCAGUACAUGUUACCUAAUUAGGACAAACUUAAGAUUUGGCAAAUAAUGCGUAUUGUAUUGAAAUCAAUAAAGGCCUGCUUUUGUAAUCAAAACAGAUUGCAGAGCACUGUACCAGUAAAUAUUCCUCCCCUUUCUAAUAUCAUGUAUUAACUUGUUUUCAUGGAGUGGCUAUUCAGAAUUGGCAAGUUACCACAUUCUGUUCAAUUUAACCAAUACUGGCUUUUUUUUUCUAGUGAAGGAUAAGUUUUAAAAAAAAUGUGAUGUUGAUGCAGAGAACUUGAUACAGUAUUUGUAUCUUGCAGCCUUUGCAAUUAUGCACUUCUG